AAUUUGUUAAAAUAAAUUUACAUUUUAAAAAAUUUUUAGAAUUUUAAUGCAACCUCUUUGCUGAUAUUCUUUUGACAUUUUGUUAACUUCAAAUUCAAAACAUUUUUUUAGAUGUCCAUGAUGUUAGCAAAGCAAAUUUCUAUAGAAAUUAACAUCGAUAAUUAUGGACCAACAAUUUAAUUAAUUAUUCGCAUAAUUAAUAAAAUAAUUCUGUCGAUCAUUGAUAACUAUUUAUUUGGAAUCAGGGUUGAAGUAGCAAGAAUUGAAAAAAAACUUAGAGAAUUACAAUUAGAGAAAAAGUUAUUUUUUCGCAUAUGUAAAUAAAAUCAGACAAACGAGAUGAUUGUUACGUCGAUAUGCGGACGAUCACGUUUCGUAAAUAUUAAUAAUAAAUGCGAUGCCGUAUAACCGGAGUGUACAUUGUACAUCGAAUUCGCGUGCGUCGAGGAUGCGUUAUUUGGAUCGGCCAGCCAGCGUGUACGUAUGCGUAAACAUAUACGUAUAAUCCAUCGUUCAAACGUGGGCGGCGAGGAUGAGUGUAGGAGAGGAGAACGGAGCCAGGCCAGGCCGUUCGGUCCGGGAAGGGGUGAUGAUGGGACGAGGAGGGCCGGGAGGUAGCACACGCGUGUUGUUCGAGCGGCGGCGUCGCCGCGCCGUUACACUCGUUGGUGGUCCACGACGAAGUGAGCUCGCGCGCGUUGUCCAGCAUCCGAUCCCAGUGGAAGGUUUAAUGGGAGAUGCACGAUCGAUAACGAUCGUUCGACGACGGUGAUCUUCGUCGAUGGACGCGCUGCCUAACCUCAAAGACAAGUCCUGAUACUUGCCGUCACAGUUUCGCGAGCAGUGAGCGGAGUCUCGCCGGAGUGCGCCCGGCCAAAGGGACAGAGAUAUUUCUCCUUACCUCGGGGAUAUAAGAAUGAGAGGGAGCGCAGCGAUAUGGGGCCUGCUGCUGUUCGUGGGAAGCUACGUUGUCCUGGCCGAUCCCGAGCCCGAUCCCUUGUUUAAUCGAUUGCCGAAAAAUCGCAAUGAGGACAAGUGUUACGACGAGAACGGCAGACCGCAGAGAUGUAUACCGCCGUUCGAAAAUGCGGCUUUCAAUGUGCUGAUGGAGGCGACGAACACGUGCGGCGAGGACCGUCCGAUUGAAUUCUGUAAGCAGACAGGCGUGCAAAAGAAAUCAUGCGAGAUUUGCCGACGCGGCGAUCACUCGGCUAUCUUUCUCACCGACCAUGAUAAUAACGACAAUGCUACCUGGUGGCAGUCAGAUACCAUGUACGAGGGUAUUGAGUAUCCCAACCAGGUCAAUCUCACCCUACAUCUAGGAAAGACAUUUGACAUAACAUACGUCAGAGUAUUGUUUGAGUCACCCCGGCCGGAAAGCUGGGGUAUCUACAAGCGGAAGAAUGAGAAGUCACCAUGGGAGCCUUAUCAGUUUUAUUCAGCGACGUGCCGAGACACGUACGAGUUGCCCGAGUCCAAAGAAACCGUUCGCGGUGACGACACCCGUGUGCUAUGCACCUCGGAAUUUUCUGACAUUUCCCCGCUCACCAAAGGCACCGUUGCCUUUUCGACUUUGGAGGGCCGACCUUCCGCCUAUUAUUUUGAGACUAACCCCGAACUUCAGGAAUGGGUGCAAGCUACGGAUUUAAGGAUCACUCUGGACAGAUUAAAUACGUUCGGCGACGAAGUUUUUGGCGAUGCGCAUGUACUGAAAUCCUACUACUAUGCAAUAGCUGAUGUAGCAGUUGGUGCGAGAUGCGCCUGCAAUGGCCACGCCGGAGAAUGCGUAAACAGUACCAGCGUCGAUGGCAGAACUCGCAGAGUCUGCCGAUGUGAACACAACACUGCUGGUCCAGACUGUAAUGAGUGUUUACCUUUUUACAAUGACGCUCCUUGGGGUCGUGCCACAACUACAGAUGCACACGAAUGCAAACCUUGCAAUUGUAACGGAUACUCGGACAGGUGUUAUUUCGAUAAAGAACUAUAUAAGAAUACGGGUCAUGGAGGUCAUUGCUUGGAUUGCCGAGCAAAUCGCGACGGCGCCAAUUGCGAGCGAUGUCGUGAAAAUUAUUAUCAGCGACCUGAGGAUAACUAUUGCAUCGCGUGCAACUGCAAUGAGAUUGGUUCGAGAAGCUUGCAAUGUAAUAGUGAGGGUAAAUGUCAAUGUAAAUCUGGCGUAAUGGGAGAUAAAUGUGAUCGUUGUGCAGCCAAUUUCUACAAUUUCGUUUCGCAAGGCUGUACUUCCUGCGAAUGCAGCUUGGCAGGAUCAGCGGGCAAUGUUCCUAGCUGUGAUUCUGUUACAGGAGUUUGUGCAUGCAAAGAAAACGUCGAGGGGAAACGCUGCAGAGAAUGUCGUCCAGGUUUUUUCAAUCUGGCAGUAGAUAACGAGUUCGGCUGUACUCCUUGUUUCUGUUAUGGUCAUUCUUCGGUUUGUCGACCGGCAACUGGUUACUCGAAGCUGUUCAUUGAGAGUAUGUUUGUGCGAGGAAACGAGCGCUGGUCCGCGUCCGUGGCCGGUAAUCCGAUUCCAUUACAAUACGAUGCACUGACGCAGACGAUCUCGGUUACCGCGCUUGAUCGCGACAAUGUGUACUUCCUUGCGCCCAAUAAAUUUUUGGGAGACCAGCGAGUAUCAUACAAUCAAGAUUUAACAUUCAUACUGAGGAUAGGAGAGGCUGGUCCAGCUCCUACAGCACGCGAUGUAAUCUUAGAGGGUGGAAACGGCGAGCAGAUUACGCAGCCGAUCUUUGGCCAGAACAACCGUUUGCCAACUGUUACACCUCAAGAAUACCGAUUUAAAUUGCACGAGCACGCCAACUACGGCUGGCAACCGCGAUUAUCUUCUCGUGCUUUCAUGUCGAUUCUGUCAAAUUUAACCGCCGUAAAGAUCCGUGGAACUUACACUCAUCAAGGCCGUGGAUUUUUGGACGAUGUGAAAUUAGAGACGGCACAUCGUGGCGCGGCCGGCGAGCCGGCCGAUUGGGUGGAACACUGCCAGUGUCCUCACGGCUACGUUGGUCAAUUUUGUGAAUCAUGCGCGCCCGGAUUCCAUCACGAUCCGCCGAACGGCGGUCCUUUUGCUCUUUGCGUUCCUUGCAACUGCAAUGGACACGCCGAUAUUUGCGAGGCCGAAACUGGACAGUGUAUCUGUCAGCAUAAUACUGCAGGAAGCAAUUGUGAGUUGUGUAGUAGGGGAUACUAUGGUUAUCCAUUGAAAGGAACACCAGACGACUGCAAACCGUGCCCUUGUCCCGAUAAUGGACCUUGCAUUCUUCUGGGUAACAAUCCGGAUCCCAUCUGUUCCGAGUGUCCUAUCGGUAGAACCGGACCUAGAUGUGAAACAUGUUCCGACGGUUACUAUGGGAAUCCUGAAAGAGGUGUUGCUUGCCGUCCUUGCGACUGUAACAAUAAUAUUGAUUUAAACGCAGUUAGAAAUUGUAAUCACGAAACGGGAGAAUGUCUCAAGUGCGUCAAUAAUACUGCAGGCUUCCACUGUGAGGAAUGUCUAGCUGGAUAUUACGGAGAUGCAUUAUCGGAUCGCAAGGAAGACGGAUGUAAAUUAUGCCAAUGUUAUCCACCGGGUACUUUGGAACUUGAUGAUGGAAGAGUUGCGCCCUGUGAUCAACUAACGGGACAUUGUGCCUGCAAGCAGCACGUCAUAGGUCGUAAUUGCGAUAAAUGUGAAGAAGGCUAUUAUCAUAUUAUGAGCGGGGAGGGUUGCACUCCUUGUAACUGCGAUCUUGAAGGUUCUUAUAAUCGCACUUGUGACCCGAUAACAGGACAAUGUCAAUGCCGAGUUGGCGUAACGGGACAACAUUGCGAUGCCUGUGAGCCCUAUCAGUACGGAUUCAGCCGCGAAGGCUGUAAGCUUUGUGAUUGCGACAGUAUUGGCUCUCAAGAUUUGCAAUGUGAUGCAAACGGACAAUGUCCUUGCUUGACGAAUGUUGAGGGUAGACGUUGUGACCGCUGCAAAGAGAACAAGCACAAUCGUCAGCAUGGCUGCGUCGAUUGUCCCGAUUGUUACAACCUUGUACAGUCGGCAGUCAACGAUCAUCGUCGACGUUUAGCCGAGCUUGAAGAUACCCUUUAUAAGAUUAAUAGCAGUCCCACCGUUAUCAAAGAUUCAGAUUUUGAAAAGGAGCUCAGAAACGUCCAAGACAGAGUGAAAGCGUUAUUGUCUGUCGCCAAGCAAGGAUCUGGCAGUGAGAAUAAAACGUUGGUAGAACAGUUAAAUGAGCUGCGUGAGCAAUUAAAUACAAUUGAUGAGAUCUAUCAAACUGUGGAUGUAACAGCGAAUGAUGUGGAUGAUAUAACUGAGGAAGGUUUGACGAGUAUCUCUGAGGCAGAAAACGUUUUGGAUAAAAUCCAUGAGCAAUUAACGGAGGCAGAGGAUUAUCUGGGCACAGAGGGAGCGAGUGCUUUAUCUUCGGCAAAAUUGCGCGCUGAACAAGUCGGCCAGCAGAAUCAGCAGAUGACAUCGAUCGCACAAGAAGCACGUCUACUCGCCGAAGUGAAUACGAAUGAAGCUAAGAAGUUGCAUAUGCUGGCGGAGCAGGCACGAAAUACGACAUUGGAAGCUUAUAAUCUCGCGAAGCAAACAAUAUCAAAAUAUUCCAAUAUAACGGAUGAAAUAAGGAAUCUGGAGAACAAGCUGGCGCAAUUGGAGGAUCGCAUAGACGAAGUGAAAAAUCUCACUGGCAUUGCAGCCACUAAAUCCUCGGCCGUUUCUCAGGAAGCGUUAGAUUUGUUAAUCCUUGAUUUAACGCUUCCUCCGGUUGAUAUUGAGAAGUUGCGACAGCAAAUAGAAAGCGUUAGCAGUGCGAGCUUACAGAUAAAGGAACAGGCACAACUCUUAUUGGAGCAGAAUGAAAAUUUCAUCAAAGAGAUGGCUGAAAAAGUUAGAAAGAGCGAAGAACUAUUAGAUAGAACUCAAGAUCAACAGGCUGCAACGGCCGAACUGUUAGCUGAAUUGGAUGAUGCCAACGAGAUGGCAAAUGACGCUGUCAAACGUGGCGAUCAGACGCUAAAAGAAGCACAGGAAACCUUAAAGAAAUUAGGGGAAUUUGAUGCUGAAGUGCAACGUGAACGUGUUAAAGCGCAAAGUGCUUUAAUGGAUAUUGAAAAAAUUGAAGAAUUGAUUCGCUAUGUUGACGAUCAAGCUAAAGAAACGGAAAACAAGUUAAAUGGAUCGGAAGAUAACGCUAAGAGUGCACGCGAAAUCGUGCAAAAUGCUCAGAAUUUCGCGGAUAAGGCGAGCACUAACGCAAACAACAUUAGAAUGGAAGCGAAUAAAACUAAAAUCGAAGCUUUACGUCUUGGGAACGAAGCCGAGAAAUUGCACCUCCGAGUCGACACUACGGAUUCGAUGAUUAAACAAUAUGAGAUUCGAAUGAGCCAGGAUACAAAUGUCACUGCCGAGGCAAAUUAUAAAGUUGGUCAAGCAAAGACCAAUGUAACUCUGGCAUCACAGCAAGUCGAUAAGGCUUUAUCCGAUGUUGCCGCAAUUAUCAGAGAACUUGAGAAUCUACCAGAAAUCGAUGACGCCGAUUUGAAUCGUUUGGAAGAACGCCUGAUUGCCGCCGAGAAAGAAAUUAAGGCUGUAAAUCUGGAUCAGCGAAUCCGCGCGUUGACGGACGCGAAAAAUUUGCAAACGCAGUGGGUUAAAAAUUACGAGGACGAAGUCAACAGACUGCGAAUUGAAGUGGAGAAUAUUGAUGAUAUUCGAAAGGCUUUACCAACUGAUUGUUAUCAGCGCGUCCGUCUGGAGCCUUGAAAUUUAUCUUUUUACGCUUUAUUCACUUUUGUAUCAUUUUUAAAAGUAUAUUUUAUAAGCUAUAUAAAAUGUUUAAGUUCUACGUAUCCUUAUCGUUAAGGCUCGAGGAUUUAAAUUCUUUUUAGAUCAUUAAAUUUCUUUAAAAAAAAAAAAAAAAA
Monomorium pharaonis (pharaoh ant) is the source of this 5931-nucleotide messenger RNA. It is a transcript of the gene LanB2, whose product is annotated as laminin subunit gamma-1. The record is from RefSeq and is a predicted model, not a curated record. Lineage: Eukaryota; Metazoa; Arthropoda; Insecta; Hymenoptera; Formicidae. Bases 917 to 5773 code for a protein of 1618 amino acids. The transcript has 23 exons.